Anopheles darlingi is the source of this 7899-nucleotide messenger RNA. It is a transcript of the gene Pak3, whose product is annotated as serine/threonine-protein kinase PAK 3. The record is from RefSeq and is a predicted model, not a curated record. The transcript has a single exon. Gene Ontology annotation, cellular component: cytoplasm. Gene Ontology annotation, molecular function: ATP binding; protein serine/threonine kinase activity. Bases 754 to 2385 code for a protein of 543 amino acids. NCBI's taxonomy places the organism in Eukaryota, Metazoa, Arthropoda, Insecta, Diptera, Culicidae. Gene Ontology annotation, biological process: intracellular signal transduction; regulation of axonogenesis; regulation of MAPK cascade.
AAAAACCCUCCUGGUGUUCUGGAGAUUUUUUUUGUUUUUGUGAUUUUACUACUGCCGAUGAGUAAACUCUACCCGUGGAUCCCGCUGCUAGUAAAUCAGGUGGAAAAUCUGUCCUCGGCGCUUAGGUCGCCAGCCCGUGCUGUGUUUUCCAGCUAGUACGUUUUCGUUUUUCCAGCGCGUGUGUAUGUGUGCGCGCGUAUGUGUGUGACGUGGUGCAUUUAUUAUGGUGUACGAAAAUUAUGAGGGGUGGAGUCGAUGAUUCGUCAUAGUUCGUGCGUUUGUCGAGUGGCCUUUGAGUGAUCUCGCAGCAGAAUUCUUACGGAAAUUCGAAUCACUUUAUGCUUUCUGUGCCAACAAGCAUUGAAGUUUAAGUGUGUCGACACUUAAACCGUGCGUAUGUGUGCGCGAGCGUCGCUGUGUUGGUGAAGUGAUCGUGUGCAUCGAAGAGUUUUUGGCGUGUUCGUGCGUGAAUCCCCGAGAAAAUAUUUCCAGUAAGAUAAGCAACCCACCCCUGGUCUAUUGUGAAUGCCUUCUCUGCACUUUUACGCACAAAGGUGACGGUAUUAUCGUGUUUUCGCCGUGUUGGCCGUUUUAGUAAAGUUUCUUCGUGGAUCGAUGUGAGAUUUUUCGCUGGAAAUAAACUCUCGUGCAGGUUUCCUUGACGCACAUCCUGCAUUCCUACCAGCAGCUACUAGUGCUUAUCAGCAGCAUCCUAUUUCCCUGUGAACUCGCGUUCCGACAGCGCUCAGCAAGAUGAUGAAGAACCUUUUCGGCCGUAGCCGAACGAAAGAUUCGGAGCGGAAUAAAAUCUCGGAGAUCGGAAUGCCAACCAAUGUCGUGCAUGGGCUGCAUGUCACCAAGAAUAAGCAGACGGGCCACUUCGAGGGGCUACCCAAAUCGUGGUGCCGCAUGGUCGAUGCGCUGAUAACGGUCGACGAACAGAACCAGAACCCCGAAGCGGCCUACCAGGCGGUCAAGUUCUACAGCUACUCGAUUAAAAAGAAGGAAGCGACGGAACCGUUCAAACCGUUCAUCACCGAAGAUGUCAUCCACGAGGAAACGGAAUCGAUCGACCUGUAUCUCGAUCAGAAAAAUAUGCACAAAAGCGAGGAUUCGCUGGAGGGUAGCAGUGAAGAGAGUGAACCAGCGCCACAACCCCAACUUCCACCGCCCCUACCGAAGAAGAGCGCCACCUUGCAGCCGAAACCACCGAAACCGCAGCUGAAACCGAAACCGAAAAACUACUCCAGUAAAUUGUACAAGGGCAUAGACGAUCUGCAUCUGAUCGAUGCCGGCAGCAAUAACAAGGAAACGAUGAUCAUUCACCCCGACACACGGCAGACCAUCGAUACGCACCAAAGUUGUUACGAGCUCGGUACCAGCGGGAACCACAACAACAACAACAUCAACAGUCUCGAUCAGGAACCGGACCUCGGCGAGGGUGAUCUGAUUCUGCGGCCGAAGGAGAAGCUGGCCCGCCAACCAAAAUCGGACGAGCAAGUGUACCGAGAGCUGAAAAGUAUCUGCAACCUAAGCGAUCCGCUGCAGCGGUACGAAAAGACGGUGGAAGUCGGCAAGGGUGCGUCCGGGGUAGUGUUCAUUGCGCAUGAUCGCCAAACCGGCCAGAAGGUAGCGAUCAAGACCAUCGACAUGAAGAACCAAUCGUCGAAGGAGUCAAUACUGAACGAGAUCAACGUCCUGAUGGACUUUAAUCACAAGAAUUUGGUCAACUUUCUCGAGGCGUACUACCUCGAGGAUGUCGAUCAGCUGUGGGUGAUCCUCGAGUACAUGGACGGGGGACCGCUGACGGACGUUGUGACCGAGACAGUGAUGAAGGAUCGCCAGAUUGCGGCCGUCUGUCGGGAGGUGCUCAUGGCGAUCAGUUUCCUGCACUCGAAAGGCAUCAUCCAUCGUGACAUCAAAUCGGACAACGUGCUGAUGGGGAUGGACGGAUCGGUGAAGGUGACCGAUUUCGGUUUCUGUGCUAACAUCGAGGGUGACGAGAAGCGACAAACGAUGGUUGGUACACCGUACUGGAUGGCACCGGAGGUCGUCACACGAAAGCAGUACGGUAAGAAGGUCGACAUCUGGUCGCUGGGCAUCAUGGCGAUCGAGAUGAUCGAGGGACAACCUCCGUACCUCAACCAGCCACCCCUGCGUGCGCUCUACCUGAUCGCGGCCAACGGUCGGCCUGAAGUGAAGAGCUGGGACAACUUGUCGGACAAUCUGAAAGACUUUCUGGAUCGCUGCCUGCAGGUCGAGGUCGACAUGCGGGCAUCGGCCGACGAGCUGCUGCGCCAUCCGUUCCUGCAGGACUGCAUGGAGCUACGAACACUGACGCCGCUCAUCAAGGCAGCACGCAGGCUGCUGAAACGAGACAACUGAACUGUCCGUGCAUCCGUAAUCCCCGUGGCGCAUCCUCUUCCGGUAUGAAGUGUCCUCCAUGUUUUGUUUUUAUGAAACUCAUUAGGCAACACCCGGGGCGUUAUCGGUGUAUCCGUAUAGCGAGUGGUUCGCAAACUUUGCCGUAUGUGUGGCUGUGAGAUUUAGUGCCUUUCUGGCUAAAACCCUUCGAUGAUGCGUUUGCGUACGAACCAUAGCGAACCGCGGACGGUUGUCGGUGUUAGUAAUGGAAGUUCUUUUUUUUUUUAAUGAUUGGUGCAACACAUUUAAUAGACAGGGCGAGGAGGUGAUAUGGCAUCAAAAACACGGUGAUCAUUUGCUUCUUGCCGCGUAGAAGCACCACCGUAAGCGAUAGUGCUCUGCAGUGCGUUCACAACGGCCCGUAAAAGGCAGAAAGACGGCAGGCUUAAAGAUAAGAGAAGUAGAGCUAACGACGGCUCGUCCCACAAUCGAAGCAAAUCAAUGGGCGCACACACAGGGACGGCAGCGAAUAGAAAUGAUAAGGGCAACAUCGACCAGGUUCCGAUGGCGAUCGAUGGGGUUACAUUGGGUUUGGUAGACGUGCAUUCAACAUGUGUUAGUAGCCGCCGCCAAACCGUGUUAUCUUCCAAAAGAACUAAGCUUUGAUUUUUGGGCAUUUUUUGUAUUUGGUAAUGUCCACAUCGUUACGUCUGUCUGGUUGCAAGGUGGCAGAGGAAAUACCUAAAUAUUUCUCGAUUAUUUAUCAGUUCCGUUAUGUUAAGUUUUAUGGGUUCCGUUAUGGGCGAUUCCGUUACGUUAAAAUUGGAAGACUUUUGCCACGAUGAAGAGAUGACGGGAGAUGAUACGGAACGACAAAUGGCCGCCUGUAUGCGUUGGAGUUCGCGCAAACACAAGAGCAUGUCACUGAGAGUGUCCCUCUGGGGGUUGGAGCCCAACAACGAUAGUAAUGUUCCUUCGCGAUUAGCCGUAACCAAACCGCUCCGACUGCAACCGACGACAGUGCGACAGGCAAAGUAGGGUUGGAAAAAAGAGUAAGCCAUGAAGUGCGACGACGUCCGCUUGACUCGAGACAACGCACACAAGAAGACAAAAACGGUUGGUUCCGUCUCCGUGGUGUUUUAGCUCGGCGGUCGUGUAUGCUGCCAGUGUGCCUUGGCUAUGCGGUCUGGAGCAAACCUCCUCGAUUCAGUAUCACACAAAUACACACACUCGAUGGCCUCAUCGAAGACGGCGACGGAGGUCGUGACGAUGUCGUCUCUGCUGCUCUGCUGUAAGCUCACGUAUAGUCAAUUAUAAUGCCCAGACAGUCUUUAGCAGGCCGAGACAAGCAUCAUCACAAGGAAGAGGGAGGCAGACAUAGCAGCACAAACCCGGUCGUCCUCCAAAACCUGCAGAGCCUGCUCCUACCGCUGCUGUGCGUGUCUUACACUUCUUCCGGCCUCACCGGGGAGUUCAUGGGGAAACGUGAACAGAAAUUGCAUUCAAUCAGCCAACCAACCAAACUGUGUGCUGCCGGCUGUUGAGUAGCAACCGCAGCCUGCCUGCUGGGUUGACGCAUGAUUCUAUUACAAUUUACAUCUCAUUGUGGAAAAUCACGCUGGCACGGUGCAGGGUGUAGCACUGCUCUGUUCUGUCGCCGCAUGGUAGUUUGCCGGAACGUUCGGAAGCUUUGGUUAGCACUUUUUCUUGUGUGCACCGAUCUUGAGACGACCGUUUGCCAAGACCACCCAUUUGCCCACCGGCACGCUCCAGUGACGGUAAUUCAUAAUCUAAUGGCAACAGCCCCAGCGUAUACACCAUGACGCUUGCGGUGAAACAUGGAGUAUUCUGUUAGCCAACAAGAACAUAUAACAUGUGUGUAUCAUGGAUUCGUACCCUCCGACGUCCAUGUGUCACCAACUGUAGGAGGUGGCAGCCAUGUGUGUGCUAGUACGGGCAGAGCUCUUCUCUUUAUGUUUCUGCUUCGAAAGUUGGAGAAAUUGGUAAGAAAAAGCAUUAUCCGGUAGCCAGUUUCAUCUUUGCACACGCUACCCGCAUGCUACACACACACACUCUGCCCGUCUGGAAGCCGUCGUCCCAUUAGGGCAUUGGUGCUCGGUCGGCUGAAUGUUUAAAAAUAAAAUGUUCUCGAAAACAUAAAUAUGCUACCCGACAGAAGCCAUACGUCGCGGCCUUCCUAGCCUGAGCACCGUUCUUGGCGUUCUCGGUUGCUGGCAAAAAAAUUUUAACGGUCUGUUUCGUGACGAUAGCAUAGCCGGGUCAGAUCACACGCCGUACGGCAUCCGAGAUAAUUUGGAAGCUGGAUAAUCCCGGGAAAUCAUCAUCACAGAGCAACAGCACUCUUUACCGCAUUCCAUUAGCACAUUCCACUAACGAUCGAUCCAGCAUAGAGCAACCCUUAGCGAUGGAAACCGUGGAAAACACUUCGUAGAUGAUCGGUUCAUCGUCUAAGCUUCACUCUCUUAACCGCCUUGUAACUCUCUUUAGCCGGUGAAAGCCAGUUUAGAGACCUGUCGCCGUGGAAGAAAGAGAAAUAACGUUUGGCUGCGUUAAACCCGAUGAGUCAUGGAUGAUUUUCACGAAGUCCCGAAGUAGAAACUGAAGCGAGAGAAGGUAAAACCGUCGCCACACGCUACCACCAAUGCCUGAGCAUUAGUCUGGGCCUUUAGUAAACAUUGCAUCAAGGUAGCCCGUACGAUGAUUCAUCAUCUCGAACAAACUGAAGAGAGGAAGAGAGGGGAUCAUUAUCGCCUCUCUGCGGUUAUGGACGCUCUAGUCAGGCUAUAAAAAAUCGAGAAACCUUGUCUCUGGUGACAAGAAUGGCAAAUCCUAAGCAAACCGGCAGGCGCACAGGCCGACGCAGAUAUCGGUAUGCAAAAUGCGAGAGCUUGCGGUUCGAUAGCGAUAGUGGUAGCGUUGUCACAUCGCAAUAGACACGUGCUAGCAUAAGCGGUACGCGGGGUACCGCUAACGACGACAACAAAAGGGCUGCCGGUGUCGCAUGGAUUUCCCAUCCGUCACGAGCAAAUAUUGAGUUGUUCAUAGUAACCGUCGCCAAAGCAUAGGAAUGGUGAUGGAUGUUUUUUGUUGCUUUUUUUUUCUUCUUACAGCUAGUAUUCAACUGCCACAUUUGAUCCAAAAUGGCAAUUGAUUUUUCAAUCCCUACUUAACUCGAUGUCGUAGGAAUUCAUUUUAUUUGUUUUUGGCUUUGUUAAUUUAACUAUGCCGUAACCUUCAAUGUAAAUUGUUACUCAACUGAUUCACUACACCAACUUGUCCAAUCAAGUUCGGGUGCACGUCUCAGGCGAAUAGGCGAACCUCCUUACUCGCCUCGCGUCAUCUGCUAUCCGGUGAUGUCAAUGUAAAUUAAUUUGACCUCUUGUGCUGUUUCAGCGCAAUGGAACCGACUCCACAUUACGCGAAGUGAAACACUUACAUCAAAUAAGUGGCCGUAUCAUUUGAUUGUGGACCUCGGAGGCGGAAGAAGUCAAACACUCAUUCAGUUGACCGGCUUAAAACUGAAAAGUACUGAAGAGCAAAAGUGCGUUUCGCCAUUUUACUACUUGUUUUGCUUUAUAGCAUUGAUAAGGAGAUGUUUCAACUGUUCAUGACACACCCUAGGUAGCCGUUUCAUGCCGGGUCGUGGCCAUGAGUCAUUCUACCGCUAGCUGGAUCAAUCAAUAGCGAACUGAGUUACGCGGCGGGACAAUUGUUUGAUAACUGCUUUCCAGAUACGACGUAAUGUUGCAGUCGAUCCCGCCGAACCAGGUUGAGGAUUCAUUACCAUUUAUCUCAACACCCUUAUCAGAGAUAACACGGUUCGGGUGUGGGGCUGCCCUGUACGAUUGAACGUUCCCGAUCGUCAGUUGCUAGCGCUAUAUUAUAUUAUGCGUUCCGUUGGUCCAUCAUUCACCCGGUCACGAAACGUUCUCUGUUGCGGUUUGCGCUUAUGUCACCUACUUCCGGUUUUAUCUUAUCAGCUGCUGGUCUCAACACGUAGUGGCACUAUAGCUGAGUGAGGGUAGUAGCGUUCAACGCGAGAUAUCGGCAACCAUGUAACGAGCCGUGAUGCUAAUCUAUCUGCGGAUUCAAUAUCCAGUGAAUAAAUAUGUCACGGUCAUUUUUCGCGAUCGGCACGAAAGUAGAAAUUGGCCGCGGAUGUCAACAAUAUUGCCCACAGCAUGCUCGUUGUUUACCGUCAGUGCUAUCUACACUGUCAGUCUAUGUUGCAUGUGAAGUCAAACGUUCAUAUAGCCACCAAGCACCACAUGUAAUGCAUCGACUGCGCAAAACAUUAGUGGAUUCCAAGACGGCUACAACACACAAAUUGAAUACCAGUUUCCGCCAUCCGUCCAAUCGCCCGGUCGCAAAAACAAGUGAAAUUAUGUCCAAGUAAGAGCAAGUAAAGCAUGGCGAAUGACCACAAGUUGAUGAUAACGUAAUGUUCGAUUGCAGCAACGGCCACAGCACACACGUCGAGCGUGACCGACAAUGGAAGAAUGACGUAUAGCCUUUUAGGGGCUUGAUAUGUGGAGUCGCGUGUGAUGUGUCGUCGUUGUAGAGGAAGCAUAUUGUAACACGGAGGAGUAGUAGAGGGUGAAUUCGAAACCCAUGCCGCUAUUGGAUAAAAACAGGUCCAUUGAUUGGGGAGCCUUAUGAGGGAAAUAGAGGUGAAAGAGAAGUUUUUUUUUUCCUACCAGCAAGCCAACGAAGCCAGUCGAGUUGUAUAGUAUACAUGUUAGAACUAGACGAAAGCCAUAACAAGAUUUAGUAUGAAAAACUCAAAAUUAUCGAUCCAUCCAUCGACGAAAUGAUGUGGCGGCCACUGCGCGACUGUUGUAAAUACGAGACACCGUGAGGAUGAUACGACAAUUUCUUUAAUCAAUUACCCUACGCCCAGACCUUGGUAGGUGAAUAGAUAGAUUGUAAAUAAUCGUGCCGCAAAUACCAUCACAACGAGUAGGGAGGGAUAGAGCAUGAGAGCGAAUCGCUUAUUGCGCCACCAUGAUAUGUAUCAUUGGAUGUAAUUCAAUUUAGUGCAUCUGCACGCAUUAUCACGACGCCACAUGCUUCGCAUUCCAAAUCGGGUGCAAAUCAGCAUUUAAUAAUUAGUCACAGUACAGUAUACUAUGUUGUCUUUUUGGUUUUCGAUAGCAUUACCAUUACAUUAUCCGUAACUGUGUGCACCUUUACACACUAAACCAUCCAUAAUGCAAAUGCCAUCACGGCAUUUUUUUUCGAGUGCGCUCCGGGUGUGUCAAUCGAGCUAGACCGCUUGGUUUUACCGUAUACAAUAUAUACACAAAUAUGUAGGAUAUAUUAGACUGGUACUAGAAACGGUAUUCACGACAUUCAUGGUAUUUUAUAGCAAGAAAGUACGAGGAACCCGGUUUUUGAACGAAAAUUUACACCAACACCCUUUUAUCGAUGAUAAGAGUUUGUAUUUUGUAGUAAAGGCCUUACUGUUUACUAUUAUCGCGCAAUAAAAUGGUCCAACAUUUGAUAUAUUUAGAA